AUGUCUUUGACAGUCGCUGAUUUCCUUGAGCCUUGGGUUGUGGAUGCAGAGGAACUCCGUCACACGCUUGCAGACUCGGCUCGAUCUACGUCCGUUGACAGGCGCUACGAAGUCCUUGGACAGACUCAACCAUGGCACUCGUUCAAUUCCUACGAUAUCCGCUCUGCGCCCGUCCUUCGUCAUUCCUUAGAAACGGAGUUCAUCCCCCGAUGGCAGGCAUGGAUGUCGGACGUUUCCCGCGUUAUAUAUUCUGAAAGAAUGCUGGAGAAUCUGUACUCCAGUACCUUAAUUACUCGUGUGAAUAUCGCUCUUCAGCAUGUAAUCCCAUCAGGGGAUCGCUGCAUCACCAUCAUAACGUGCCCGGGCGCUUUUGAUAGUCAUGACCCUGAUGUGAAAGGUGGUAAAAGAACCGUUAUACUGCCCGACUGGAUUGCCUUAGAAGGCGAAUACAAACCGCAUGAUGAUAGCUUCCCGAACCUAGAGGAACUUGCAUUUAGUGGGAAGGUCAUUGCAGUCGGGGAUACAAAACUGGUAAGCCGGCGAUUAGCUUCUAGUGGGGUGGAUGAAAAGAUCAAGGACACUAUUGCAGGUACGCAUUCGUGCCAUCGGAGUUACCUGGCUCAGGUACAACACUACGCAAAGAUGCUUCGUACACGGUUUGGGUUCGUUCUCACAAACAAAGAAUUGGUGCUGGCGCAAUUCCUGCGCGAAGAAGAACCGGCACCACGACUUCAUGAUCAACGUGGGCUAAGGUCUUCAACAGGGCCCCCACUACACCUAGGUCUUUCAUCAGACUUCCGGAGCUCUAGUGCGGAGGAAAUGGAUGAAUCGCCAGUCGAUGAACUGAGCCCAUUUUAUCUCUCUCAGCCGAAGAGACGGCAUGACAGCAGUGAUAAUCCAACCCUGUCACGGCGUUCCCCUGCUCCCGUCGACCCUUCGGAAGAUCAAAAUAUUGACGGGUUGCCUUCGACCCCAUCAGCCCCUCCUACAGUAGUUGAUGAUCUGCCGUCAAGCCCUCCUAGGCCUUCUCAAGCCGUGGAGCAACCUAUGCCGAAGAAGCUAGUAUCAACACCUGCUCAAAAUUCUCCUCAACCUUUACUUCCGAUGCAUAUUACAACCAGUCCCAUUCAACCAAAUGUGUUAGUGGGCUCCCCAUUUGGAUUCCUUUCAUCCGAGCCAAGCUUUCCCCAGUCGAGCGGUACACCCUAUCUAUCAUCAGAACGUGAUCAUGACAUAGGAAAGGUUCUGGUAAAAAGCUUCAGAAUUCCGAAUCCAUGCGACAAGGAUGAAGUCCGGAUAACAAAGGAGUUACACCCCGCAAAAGCUUUAUUUGUAAUGUUGAUGCAUGCCUCCUCCGUCGGUGCCCUGGGAAGGCGGAUAGGAAAGGAAGAAGUACUGUUUGGAGGCCAGUCACGCGAAGACGAAUAA
Molecule: messenger RNA, 1428 nt
Organism: Penicillium canescens
Lineage: Eukaryota; Fungi; Ascomycota; Eurotiomycetes; Eurotiales; Aspergillaceae
Exons: 1
Coding region: 1-1428 (475 amino acids)
Source: RefSeq, a predicted model, not a curated record